Messenger RNA from Rhodotorula toruloides NP11, 1290 nucleotides. RefSeq names its product pyruvate dehydrogenase E1 component subunit alpha. Gene Ontology annotation, molecular function: pyruvate dehydrogenase (acetyl-transferring) activity. Gene Ontology annotation, biological process: pyruvate decarboxylation to acetyl-CoA. Lineage: Eukaryota; Fungi; Basidiomycota; Microbotryomycetes; Sporidiobolales; Sporidiobolaceae. The record is from RefSeq and is a predicted model, not a curated record. Gene Ontology annotation, cellular component: intracellular membrane-bounded organelle. The transcript has 10 exons. Bases 1 to 1290 code for a protein of 429 amino acids.
AUGCUCCGUACCACUCUCGCAAAGACCAUCCGCCCCGCCGUCCAGGCUCGCACGCCGGCCCUCGCACGCUCCGUGCAGACGACCGCCGACUCGGCGCGCGCGAUCGACACCUCGGGCGACAAGGUCAAGGUCCAGCUCCACGAGGAGUACUUCAAGGCGUACCGAUGCGACACGCCCUCGCUCGAGAUGGAGGUCCCCAAGAACCAGCUCGUCCAGGUCUACAAGGACAUGGUCGAGAUGCGCCGUAUGGAGAUGGCCUGCGACCAGCUCUACAAGGCUAAAAUGAUCCGUGGUUUCUGCCACCUUGCCAUCGGCCAGGAGGCUGUCUCGGUCGGCAUGCACCAUGCCAUCAAGCCCGACGACAAGAUCAUCACCGCGUACCGCUGCCACCCCUUCGCGGCGUUGCGAGGUGGAUCGGUCAAGGGUGUCAUUGCUGAGCUCCUCGGUCGCGUCGACGGCAUGUCGCACGGCAAGGGUGGCUCGAUGCACAUCUUCACCCCUACUUUCUUCGGCGGCAACGGUAUCGUCGGCGCCCAGGUCCCUCUCGGUGCAGGUAUCGCCUUCGCGCAGCAGUACCUCGGCCAGGACAACGAGCACGCGACCUUCGCCAUGUACGGAGACGGCGCAUCGAACCAGGGUCAGGUCUUUGAGGCGUACAACAUGGCCAAGCUCUGGAACUUGCCGUGCGUGUUCGUGUGCGAGAACAACUUGUACGGCAUGGGUACCUCGGCAGCGCGCUCUUCGUCCAACACCAAGUACUACCAGCGCGGCGAUUUGAUCCCCGGUAUCCAGGUCAACGGUAUGGACGUCCUCGCGGUCAUGAAGGCCGUCCGCUUCGCCAAGGAGUGGACGACGAGCGGCAAGGGACCCCUUCUCCUCGAGAUGGUUACCUACCGGUACGGUGGCCACUCGAUGUCGGACCCGGGCACGACCUACCGCACACGUGAGGAGAUCCAGCACAUGCGCUCGUCGAACGACCCGAUCACCGGCCUGAAGAACAACCUCCUCGAGUGGAACGUCAUCGAGGAAUCGGCGCUCAAGAAGAUUGACAAGGAGGUCCGCGCGACGGUCGAGAAGGCGGUGGAGGAGGCCAAGAAGAGCCCCGAGCCGAGCCAGGAGAAGGACAUGUGGACCGACAUCUACUACAAGGGUACCAACCCGAUGUGGCUCCGUGGUCGCGAGCGUGAGGAGGUCCACCACUACCAGGACUCGGACCUCCUCCCGAACGGCCCCAAGCAGUUCGGCGCUGGCGGCAACACCCAGAUGGAGUCGAUGACCUCGACCGUCUAA